Molecule: messenger RNA, 1690 nt
Organism: Ochlerotatus camptorhynchus
Lineage: Eukaryota; Metazoa; Arthropoda; Insecta; Diptera; Culicidae
Product: CDP-diacylglycerol--inositol 3-phosphatidyltransferase-like
Exons: 5
Coding region: 118-792 (224 amino acids)
Biological process (GO): phosphatidylinositol biosynthetic process
Cellular component (GO): Golgi apparatus; membrane
Molecular function (GO): CDP-diacylglycerol-inositol 3-phosphatidyltransferase activity
Source: RefSeq, a predicted model, not a curated record
GAGAGUAGUGUUGCGCCUGCAAUCAUUCGAUUUUCCGAAUAGAUUUUUACAAAAGUGAAAAGAAGUCAUUCGCGAAUUUCCCGGGACCGUUCGACUCAUUUCCAACAAGUGUGCAUCAUGUCUACCGAAAAGGAAAACAUUUUUGUCUUUGUGCCGAAUCUGAUAGGGUAUGGCCGGAUCGUGCUGGCGCUAGUUUCGUUCUACUACAUGCCCACCAACUACGUGAUCGCCGGGUGGUGCUACAUCGUAAGCGUCGUGCUGGAUGCCCUCGAUGGGCACGCAGCGAGACACUUCAAUCAAUCUACAAAGUUUGGAGCCAUGCUCGAUCAGCUGACCGAUCGCUGCGGAACGAUGGGACUUCUGGUGACGCUAAGUUUCUUCUACCCGCAGUACAUGUUCUGGUUCCAGCUGUCGAUGGCUAUCGAUGUCGCUUGCCAUUGGUUCUACCUGCAUACGACUGUCCUGCAGGGUAAAACGUCGCACAAAUUUAUUGACAUGUCUGGUAAUCCGAUCAUGCGCGUCUACUACACCAACCGGACCGUGCUGGGCUUUAUGUGCUUGUUCAACGAACUGUUCUAUGCUGCCCUGUACCUGUUGCACUUCACUCCGGGACCGAUGAUCCUCGGCAUGUCGUCGUUCAAGAUGUUGGCCAUCUUCUCGGCACCGGUGGCCAUCGUCAAGACGAUCAUUUCGGUUAUCCAUGGGUACGUUGCCAGCAUGAACAUUGGCGUGAUUGACGUGGCCGAACGCGAGGCCCAACGGGAACGGGAAGCUGCCAAAAAGCCACAAUAAGCUGUGCCCGUUCGAUCCCGGUGUGCCUGUCCAGUGGACUUGGUUUGUAUUAUGGCUACACGUCCCUUCCCGUUUCCUUGCGUCUUCUUGCCGGGUGUAGAGAAGGGGAAGUCAGAUUUCUUCAUGAGUGUCAAUCCAUCGCGCGUAACUGAACAAUCCAACAGCAUUCGUUCGUAGUUUUAAGUGGAAUUGGUCGUGAUCACGGACGUCUCCCCCGGACGGAUCACAGAUGCACGCGAAAGUCGAGAGAUAUUCAGAUUGAUCAUGAUUGUAAAAACAGGUACAUUAGUUUUUAGGUUAACUGUUAAACAGAAUGAUACCAAAAUGAAAGCUUAAAUUAUAUGACAAUGGAACUUAAAUUCGAAACAACGCAAACUAAAAGUCUCGCCAUAACGGUGUCAAAUAUUUCGUUUUUAUUACUUUUUUAAGAAUCUGACGGGGUGAAUUGACGAACGGCAGGAAAAGCUAAUCGUAUUUUAUAUUAAAAAAGAGGUGUACCGUAGCAAGAGAAAUAAUGCAAUCAGCUUUAUCAUUCCACACGUAGAAGGGAACCACCUCUCUGGUGAACUAGGAAAGUAAAAAUAUCCCGUGCAAUUCAUCCUUUACUGUAGUAAUAGUAUAUGGUUGUUUACUAACUAAGCGACUAACCCACAAACACACACAUACAACUAUAUAUUUAGAAAGAAGCAGAGAUUCGACAGAUCUACCUAUUUGUCGACAUAUACCUAAACGAGAAUGUCAGUGUACCAGCCUGAUCCAGCUGUAUGUGCUCAUGUCUGUUGGAAUAUAUAUCUUAAACAAGAUCAAAUUAGUAAAUUUCCCGAGCAAAUCGAUGUUACACUUAAAUUAUUUUCCUUUGUGUUUAGAAAAGUGUCUGUUUAGUAAUAAAAAAUCGUAA